AAACAUCAGCGUGGAUUUUGUUGUUUUUGUUUUACUAUAAAAUUGUGUGGUAUGUUAUUGCUUUUGUAUCUCUUGAAAGUAUUACGCACAGUUCUACUUCCUUUAAAAUCCAUUUAAAUACAGCCAAAAUGGGAAUUCAGCUGCGUAAUAAUGACAUUUUUUCAGAUAGAUAUUCUGGGAGGAUCAGGACAAUCUAAACAUGUCGUGAUACUUGUUUACAGUUACAGACUCAAUGUUUAGACAGAGGGUGGGGGAUAAACAGAAGUAAAAUAAUUUAAGACAUACAAACCGUAGGCAAUGCAAACAUUUACUUAAGACAACUCGUGGGAUGCAUGAUUAUCACCAGUCAGAUCUCGCCCCAUAAGUGCUGUGAUUGGGCAUUGAUAGAAAGGGGCGUAACGCUUCUUCCCUCUGUAUAAAUACACAGACUCCUCGCUAUUUGAUAGUUCACCUAUUUAUGAGUAACGCAAGUCGGAUGUGGUCCAGAUGUGCAACCUGAUAUUUCUCUCAGCGUGUAGGUAGACAAUCGUAAGUGUUGCACUCCAGACAUCAGCAUGUACCUGUUUGCCAGAGGAUGACUGCGUUUUAACCGGACAGCUACUGAACACAUGCAUGCGCAUCCUGCUUUAUUUAGAAGACCGGGAGGUGCGCGCAACUGUGACCAAGGAUGGGCUUCCAAGUGCAGGGAUCCUACUGGUACCCAAUCUGUGUCCUGCUAUUGUGGAGCUCCGUGCGCGCUCGAGAGCCGAUCUGUCAGGAGAUUUCCGUCCCGCUGUGUAGAGGAAUCGGAUACAACUACACGUACAUGCCCAACCAGUUCAAGCAUGCCACGCAGGACGAGGCUGGGCUCGAGGUGCAUCAGUUCUGGCCGCUCGUGGAGAUCCAGUGUUCCCCGGACAUGCGCUUCUUUCUUUGCAGCCUGUACACGCCUAUCUGUCUGGAGGAUUACAAAAAGCCACUGCCGCCGUGCAGGAGCGUGUGUGAGCGGGCGAGAGCUGGGUGCGCGCCGUUAAUGCGCCAGUACGGUUUCCCGUGGCCGGACCGAAUGAGGUGCGAUCUGCUGCCCUUGCAGGGGGAUCAAAACACUUUGUGUAUGGACUACAACAGGACUGAUAUAACAACAGCGUCACCGGCUGCUGCAAAACCGACGAGCCGCCCGGGGAAACCAAACAACCGGAGGACUAAAAGCAAUAAUGGACGCGCGCCGGGUGGUAAACAUAAAUUGCCUGGAUUCGGAUCGACUUCCUGUGAGCCGGGAUGCCACUGUCGGGCUCCAAUGGUUACUGUAAGCAGUGACCGGCAUCCUCUGUUCAACCGGGUCAAAACGGGUCAGAUUACGAAUUGCGUAAUGCCGUGCCACAGCCCGUACCUUUCUCAAGAAGAGAGGACCUUCACUACUUUUUGGAUAGGAGUGUGGUCAGUUCUGUGUUUCGUGUCCACGUUUGCCAUGGUGGCCACGUUUCUGAUCGACAUGGACAGGUUUAAAUACCCGGAGCGCCCGAUCAUCUUCAUGUCCGCCUGCUAUAUGUUCGUGUCCGCCGGGUAUAUCAUCAGACUCAUCGCCGGGCACGAAAAUGUUGCUUGCAACCAGGACCAUGAGGUGGAUCACAUCCAUUACGCAACUACAGGACCUGCGCUUUGUACGCUUGUGUUUCUGUUAAUCUAUUUUUUUGGGAUGGCGAGCUCCAUCUGGUGGGUCAUUCUCACCUUCACGUGGUUCCUAGCGGCCGGGAUGAAGUGGGGAAACGAAGCAAUUGCGCGCUACUCGCAGUACUUCCACCUGGCUGCGUGGCUAAUACCGAGCGUAAAGUCCGUCGCGGUGCUUGCGCUGAGCUCGGUGGACGGGGACUCGGUUGCGGGUAUCUGCUACGUGGGCAAUCAAAAUUUGGAUAAUCUGCGAGGCUUCGUGAUUGCUCCACUGGUGAUUUAUCUUUUGAUCGGAACUGUGUUUUUAUUUGCCGGGUUCGUGUCCAUGUUUCGGAUACGAAGCGUAAUUAAACAAGGCGGCACGAAAACAGACAAACUGGAGAGGCUGAUGGUAAGAAUCGGCGUCUUUACGGUGCUGUACACGGUGCUCGCCACUGUGAUCGUAUCCUGUUAUGUCUACGAACUGUACAAUCGGGAGGCGUGGGAAAACGCACAUGCGUGCUCCUGUCAGCCGGAGAAAACAGCGCCGAGACAGUAUUAUGCAGUUUUUAUGCUCAAGUAUUUUAUGUGCCUGUUGGUCGGGAUCGCGUCCGGUGCGUGGACGUGGUCCGGCAAAACUCUAGACUCGUGGCGCGCUCUGUGCGCGCGCUGCUCCUGCAGCAGCUGGGGCGGUAAGGGCACGAGUGGGUCCGUUUACAGUGACGCGAGUACGAGACUCACGUGGAGGUCGAGCUCCGCGAGGUCGAGCACCGCGAGCUCGGUUCUGUGUCCCCCAAAACAAAUGCCACUGUCACGCGUGUAAUGACAGAGCAAACGAGACAAUUGCUGUUUACCUUUCCAGAUAGAAUAGGAAUUAUAAAUUAAUUUUGUUUAAUUACAUUUCAGAAUACUUCAGAGGCAGUGCCUUAAAAGUCAUACGGGUUUUUGUAUUUUUAUGUAUUUAUUAAAGGCAUUGUGAUUAUAACAAUGACUUUUGUUAUAUUUUUUUACAAAGAUUGGGUAUAUUUAUUGUUUAUGCUUUUUUUUGACAAAUAUUACUAUUUUAACAAUAAAAACGCAACUUGAAAUCUUUCUUAAAGUGUUUUCUAUGAAAGAUAAGCGAUGGGGUCGAAAAGUCUGACCACAAUAAAUGUUUUGGGAUUGUGCAUCAUUAAAAUAAUAGUUUGCAAAUAAAGCUAUUCCAAACCUGUAUAAAAUGUUAAUAAACAAACACAUCUGGGGCACCAUUCACUUCCAUUGUAUUAUCUUUCGUACAAUUGAAACCAAUGGUGACCCAGAUCUGCUUGGUUAGAAAUAUUCUUUAAAAUAUCUCCAUUUGUAUUCAGCAAAAUAAUUUUUAGUAAAAAAUACUGGACAUUAGACAGAAAUGUCAAACUAAAACUAUUUUACUAUAGUUGUCACAGAUUUUGGACCCCACUGUAUAUUGGUUUAAGGCCUACAAAAAAAUGAAGUAUGGCCAAGAAGUAUUUUACACCAUACGUUAUAAAGCCUUUGUGAAGAGGACACAGCUAUCUUACAUCUAUUGAACAGUACAUUAUCUAGUCAUGGUCACAAGAUUUAAACCAAAAUCCAGCUUGUUCAAAAUAAGACAUUUAUUUUGUAUUUACAUCUUUAUAUUUCACAGUGCACGUCCAGCACAUAGCAUUUUAAUACAUUAAACUAUUGGAAACACUUUACAAUAAGGUUGUAUUAGUUAACAUUAGUAAAUAAAUUAGCUAACCUGAAUAAACAAUGUGAGUUUUUCAGCAUGUAUACAUUUUUGUAAAUGUUAGUUAAUGUCAGUAGUUAUUAUUGUUAGUUCAUGGUGCAUUAAUUAAUGUUAACAGUGUUUGAUUUUGUAAAUGUAUUAGUAAAUGCUGAAAGUAAAUCUAAGAUAAAAAAUAAAUAAAAGUAUUGUUCAUUAUUAGUUCAUGUUAGCUAAUGCAUAUACAAACAGUAAAUACAAUCUACCAUACAACAGUAAAAAAGAUUUGAAUAUUUUUAGGACAACAAUGCUUCAAUAUUUAAAAAAAGUAAUAGACUUUAACUAAAUGAUUAAAAUAAA
This is a messenger RNA of Paramisgurnus dabryanus, 3691 nucleotides long. It is a transcript of the gene fzd8b, whose product is annotated as frizzled class receptor 8b. Gene Ontology annotation, biological process: canonical Wnt signaling pathway; non-canonical Wnt signaling pathway. Gene Ontology annotation, cellular component: plasma membrane. Gene Ontology annotation, molecular function: Wnt receptor activity; Wnt-protein binding. Lineage: Eukaryota; Metazoa; Chordata; Actinopteri; Cypriniformes; Cobitidae. The record is from RefSeq and is a predicted model, not a curated record.